AUGUUAUCGUUUAUUGAUAUUUACACUAAAAUUAGUAACUCUUCGAACGAUGGCCGAUCGCUAUGGUCGUUUAUCUUCGAAGAUGACGUGAAUGUUGUUCAUCCGAAUCGUAUAAAAGGAGUCAAAUGGGACAUUCCGGAUGUAUCGAAUCCAAAGCCAUCUAAUUCAACUUAUAACUAUACAGGUGUCCUUAGUCAAAUAAUGUCGCACCCAGAUGUUCGUGAUACGGAUGGAAUGUUUUAUUUGGGCUCGUGUGCCCCACAGCCCCUUGAUACGGUUGAAAUGAAUAUUACAAAAUUUCCACCUCACGAUAAGAUUCAUUCUCGUUACCGACAAUCGACCACUAUAUUCAGUCUGUCAGGAACGCUUUUAACUGUUCGCGCCUCUGGUAAAUGUGCUCAUGCAUUUGGGUUGACGAGUCGGAGAGCGCACCAUUUUUGGUCUGAAUUAUCAUCGUACCCGAUUCACUCAGUUUAUAUGGAUGUUUAUCUGCAUGAAUGGUCAGUGUUAAGCCACACUUAUCCAUACACCGUUGCGUGGAAUUUCGAUUGGCCACCAAAUACAGAUCACAAGGGGUUGAUUUAUCAAGAUAGAGCGACGUUUCAUUCAUUGAUAAGCGAAUGA
Molecule: messenger RNA, 624 nt
Organism: Didymodactylos carnosus
Lineage: Eukaryota; Metazoa; Rotifera; Eurotatoria; Philodinida; Philodinidae
Source: the annotation of a GenBank genome assembly